Molecule: messenger RNA, 419 nt
Organism: Telopea speciosissima
Lineage: Eukaryota; Viridiplantae; Streptophyta; Magnoliopsida; Proteales; Proteaceae
Product: glycine-rich protein 23-like
Exons: 2
Coding region: 1-402 (133 amino acids)
Source: RefSeq, a predicted model, not a curated record
AUGGGUCCUGGAGGUCCAGGAGGAGGAGGCGGCGGUCCAGGCGGUGGAGGAGGUCCAGGUGGGGGUUGGGGUGGAGGAGGAGGAGGAGGUCCAGGUGGGGGUUGGGGUGGAGGAGGAGGAGGUCCAGGCGGGGGUUGGGGUGGACCUGGAGGUCCGGGAGGUCCAGGUGGAGGUUGGGGUGGACCUGGAGGCCCGGGAGGUCCAGGUGGUUGGGGUGGAGGUCCAGGACCUGGUUGGGGAGGAGGACCAGGACCUGGUUGGGGUUGGGGUCCUGGUGCCUUCUUCGGUGGCUUUGGGAACUUCAUGUAUUCUUGCUUCGACUUCUUAUGCUGUUGCUGCUUGUUUAGGGACUGCUUUGGUGGAGGACCAGGAGGGCCUGGUGGGCCUGGUCGUCCUUACUGAUUUGCAUCAUUUAUUCA